AGUGGAGUGGUUCACAUGGCAAUGGCAUUCUCGUUAAUCUUCCCCAUUUGUCGCACAUUUAUGACAUUCCCAUCCACACUGUCGCUUUAGUCCAAUAAAACCCAUUCUCCCCGAGGUGGGCUUUCUCGUUUCCUUUUCUUUAUUGUCUCAAAUUCAUUUCAAUCGAGCAGAAAAUACCCCGUUUUCGAUCGGUAUAGUUGUUAAACCCUAGUUUUCUCAAUUCUCUCCAGUGUAUAGAUUCAGACGUGCACGGUUUUGUUGAGAAAUGGGAGAUGUGGCCGAUAAAUUGGCGUAUUUUCAAGCUAUUACUGGGCUCGAGGACACCGAUUUGUGUACCGAAAUUCUCUCCGCCCAUAAUUGGGACCUCGAGUUAGCCAUCUCGUCCAUCACCGCCACCGACAACAAUCGCCCCUCGUCGUCUUCCUCCGCAUCAGCCACUGCACUGGCAAAUCAAGACCCGCAAGAUGUAGGCCUUGUACUGCCCUCUAACAACAAUAAUCAACCCCCUGGUCUUGCGUGGAAACUAAUAACUCUUCCAUUCUCCAUAAUUUCCGGUAGCUUAGGGUUAAUUUCUGGAGCGAUUGGAUUAGGUAUGCGGGCAGCAGGCGGCGUUUUGUCCUAUUCCCUAAGCAUGGUUGGGCUAAGUCGUGCAGGCCGUGCUGGAACGACGCCUUUGGUGUCGGUGCCUCAGUCAACCUCUGAAGCCAUGGAUUUUGUCUCCAGUUUUGAGAGGGAUUAUGGGAGAAUGAGGCCGAAUUUUGUGACCGAGGGUUUCAUGGACGCAUUGCAGAGGUCUAGGCACGAAUAUAAGCUGUUGUUCGUUUACUUGCACUCCCCCGAGCAUCCUGAUACGCCAGCUUUUUGUGAGGGGACUUUGUGUAAUGAGAUGUUGGCAGCGUUCUUGAAUGAGAAUUUUGUGGCAUGGGGUGGGAGUGUAAAGGCUAGUGAAGGGUUCAAGAUGAGUAAUAGUUUGAAGGCAUCCAGGUUUCCAUUCUGUGCUGUUGUUAUGGCAGCAACAAACCAGAGGAUGGCAUUGCUGCAGCAGGCUGAGGGACCAAAAUCUCUUGAAGAAAUGUUAACACUAUUGCAGAAAGUGCUCGAGGAAAGUGCUCCUGUUCUUGUUUCAGCCAGGAUUGAAGCCGAAGAAAGAAGAAACAAUAGGCGUCUGAGAGAGGAACAAGAUGCUGCUUAUCGAGCAGCACUUGAAGCUGAUCAAGCUCGGGAACGCCAGAGAAAAGAAGAGCAGGAGCGGCUGGAACGUGAAGCUGCUGAAGCUGAGAGGAAAAGAAAGGAGGAGGAAGAGGCUCGUGAAAGGGCAGCACGAGAAGCUGCUGAGAGAGAAGCUGCAUUAGCUAAGAUUCGUGAGGAGAAGGCUUUAUCACUUGGUGCUGAACCUGAGAAAGGGCCUGAUGUUACUCAGAUAUUGGUUCGUUUUCCAUCUGGAGAGCGCAAAGGGAGGAGGUUUCAUUGUACGGCCACAAUACAAUCUCUGUAUGACUAUGUUGAUUCUUUAGGUAGCUUAGAAGUUGAUGGCUACAGCCUCGUCUCCAACUUUCCUCGCACCGUGUAUGGCCAAGAGAUGCUCUCUUUGUCCCUGAAAGAAGCCGGGUUACAUCCCCAGGCCAGCCUUUUCGUGGAGUUGAAGUAAUGCCCCAUGCUGGGAGGUGAUCAAGGAUGAAACUUUGUAGUAGAUAAACUUCUUAUAUUGACUUUUGCUUUUUCAAACAGAUUCAGUGAUAUGAUACAAUUUGGCAAUUUGUGGUUGUGCCUGAAUCGGCAUCAGCAUCAUUUCAGAAUCUAGUGGGCAAAUGACAGUGGGCGAGAACUAGAUUGAAUAAGUUUAUCCACCGUCUGUAGCAUAUAACAAAAGAAGUUAACUGCAUUUCCAUUUACCGGUACCUUGUGUGAUUACGGUACUGCAUUUAA
Messenger RNA from Sesamum indicum (sesame), 1926 nucleotides. Its product is annotated as UBX domain-containing protein. Gene Ontology annotation, cellular component: endoplasmic reticulum. Gene Ontology annotation, biological process: ERAD pathway. Lineage: Eukaryota; Viridiplantae; Streptophyta; Magnoliopsida; Lamiales; Pedaliaceae. The record is from RefSeq and is a predicted model, not a curated record. Gene Ontology annotation, molecular function: ubiquitin binding.